AAGCAUACGGAUAUGAGGACUUUCGGCAGUGAGUUGCAAAAGGCAGCAAGGAUAGCUUUCCCAUGCGGCAAUCGAUCAAGAUAUUCGAGCGUCUAUGUUUUGAUGUUCUCAUGGGAAAGUGAGGACUGGAGACUUCCCGUCAGUGAAGAAAUUGCUGCUCUACGCAAAGUCUUUGAGGAGAUCUAUCAUUAUAAAGUUGAGGAGUUCAAGAUUCCCGACCACCGAAGCCACAACAAAGUCAGCGCCAAAAUCAAUGACUUCAUUGGGAUCAACGAUGACCAGUCGGACGAUUUGAAAAUAGUCUAUUACGCAGGACAUGCAAGGCUAUCCAAGACGAAAGAGGUUGUAUGGGCGAGGUCCUCGGAAACAACCGAAAAAUGCUCCACGGUAACCUGGACUGGCAUUCAGGCAGACCUUCAGCAAGCCCAAAGCGAUGCAUUGAUACUGCUAGACUGUUGUUAUGCUGGGGUUGUCGAUGGUGGGGAAGGAAAUGGAGUGACGGAACUCCUGGCUGCCUGCUCUUUCAACAGUGAAGCCAAUGGCGUCGGUCAUUAUUCGUUCACCACAGCCCUCACGAUCGAAUUAAAGGCCAUCAGCAAGAGAAAAUCAUUCACUAUUGGUGAGCUGUAUGCGAAUAUGUACCGCAGGACUCAAUCACACAUGGCCCGCGGGGUUCCUAACGAGCGGUACCCUCCACCAACGCACGUGCUAUUGAGGACAGAUGAAAAGUUGCACCGAUGUAUCCAACUUUCU
Molecule: messenger RNA, 753 nt
Organism: Hyaloscypha bicolor E
Lineage: Eukaryota; Fungi; Ascomycota; Leotiomycetes; Helotiales; Hyaloscyphaceae
Exons: 2
Biological process (GO): proteolysis
Molecular function (GO): cysteine-type endopeptidase activity
Source: RefSeq, a predicted model, not a curated record